AUGUUUGUUACUCAACUGUUGGAGCAUUGUAAAUUUAAAGAUAUAAAGAAUUGGAGCAAAAAUGAGGUUUUACUUCUUAUUGCGGCUUAUAAAGAACAUCAACUUGAAUUCCUGGACGUAAAUGUUAACAAUGAUGAAGUUUGGAAAAAAGUUGCGAAUGACGUCAACGAAACCCUUAGUGUGCAGGACUUGCCGCCCAUUGCUAACGAGAAAUUCAAGACUAAAUGGGAAACGCUCAAACGUCAUUACAAAGGUUUAAAAGAUAGCAACAAAAAAUCGGGGAACUCCUCAAUAACAUGGGCUUUCUAUGAUGAAAUGGAAGAAGUAUUUGGUGAGCAACCAUGGGUUAAACCUCUUUCUACUGCCGGAUCAAAUUCUACCAAUAAAAUGGAUCCUGAAAUUAUCAGCCCACCACGAAAGCGGCAGAAAACUUUAACAAGCUACUGUGAAGAAUUACUUGCAGCUAAAAAAGAAAAUAGUGAAAUUCGAAAACAACAUCAUCGUGAGAAAAUCGCAUCUAUGACUCAAUUAUCUUGUGCUCUCAAUAAGCUUGUAGAACACAUAACAAAAGGACAAGGAGACUUAUGA
This is a messenger RNA of Pieris macdunnoughi, 588 nucleotides long. NCBI's taxonomy places the organism in Eukaryota, Metazoa, Arthropoda, Insecta, Lepidoptera, Pieridae. The record is from the annotation of a GenBank genome assembly.